Marchantia polymorpha subsp. ruderalis is the source of this 2538-nucleotide messenger RNA. Lineage: Eukaryota; Viridiplantae; Streptophyta; Marchantiopsida; Marchantiales; Marchantiaceae. The record is from the annotation of a GenBank genome assembly.
AAGGACUGGAAUGGGAGCAGAGAGGAGCGACAGAGAGAUUGAGCGAUGGAGUGACAGGAAAAAGAUUGAGUCCGCAGAGGAGAGCAGAGCAAGGAGAGUGCUUCUGGUUGUGUUGUGGAGGGAGAGAGGAGAGAGGCGUCGCAGGAAGGAUUCAGCUUGCACGCGCGUAGUCGUGGAGCGGGAAUUGAGAGAUUGUUGAUUGUGAGGGACGGAGGGAGGGAUGGUGGUGGGAAUGGGAGCAGGCUUGCAAGUGCGGGCCUGUUGCCCCUGCUGCUGUUCUACAUCUCCGUCGUCGUCGGCGUCGUUGUCAUCUCCCAGAUUGCAAUGCAUAUCAACCCCUGGACUUUCCUUCCGACUGAACUCUAGUUUCCGAACUCAGACUAGUUUGAUUAGUUCUCGUAACUUCAACGACGGAAGUUUAGAUUGUAGCUCCAGGAUUCGGUGGACGAAGGGCGCCGCGGUUCCUGGCGCUAAGAAGCAGGAAAGCUCGAGGAGAAGCGCGCAGCAGUGUGUUCUCCCGAAUAGCAGUCUCGCAGAGCGGAGUUCGGAGCUUGGAGAGGGUCAGGAGGAAAGCGUGGCGGAGGAUGCAGAUUUGUCGUCUCUGACGGAGUGGGAGCUGGAUUUCUGCUCUCGACCUAUUCUAGAUACUCGAGGGAAAAAAAUUUGGGAGCUGGUGGUCUGUGAUAGUCAGCGACAGUUGCGAUUUUCUCGUUUUUACCCCAACAAUGUAAUCAACAGUGGAACUCUUCGGGAUGCACUGGUGUAUAUUAUUCAGACCCUUGGCGUGCCGAAGCCACAGAAAAUUCGUUUUUUCAGAUCUCAAAUGCAGACCAUUAUAUCCAAGGCUUGUGCUGAGCUUGACAUACAGCCAGUUCCGAGUCAAAGGUGUCUGCAAUUGGUACGAUGGCUGGAAGAGCGAUAUGAGACUGUAUAUCAGCAACAUCCAGGCUUUCAGGAGGGUGCAGGGCCCCUUCUGCUCCUGGAAGAGCCUCUCCCGGUAGACGUUCCCGACACUCUUCGGGGUGAACAAUGGGCCUUUGUCCAGCUUCCAUUUUCAGGUGUGCUUGAAGAGAUGGCUGCAGUGGAAAGGGGUGAUACAUUUGGAAGCACGUUGGACUUGGAAACUCUAGGCAUCAAUAUUCCUCCAGAUGCUAUGAUCCCCGGUGUAGCGGUUGCAUCUUCAAGAGCCACACCUCUGGCAGCAUGGACAAACGCCCUGGAGAUUGCCUCAAUAGAUGUAGAUACAUCGCGGUCCUGCCUGAUCCUGUCAAGUGGAGUUUCUGAUCGAUGGCGUUACGCUUUUUGGCGGAGAAGCCCACAGGCUGACCAGGAAGCUAUGGCUUGGCAAGAUGCCAAAAACGAAGUUGGCGGUCUCCACUUCAUUGCUGUGCAAAAUUCUCUGGAAUCGGAGCUAUGCUCCGGAUUUUGGUUGUUGAUGAACGUUCCGAAGUCGCCAGUUUAGUGGCAGCCCUCCAAUCUGUACCCUAUAAAUUUGAUAAAUUCAAACAGUGCUCCAUAUGGAGUAGCCUGAGCUCAAGAUAAAAUUUACCUGAGUUGUAGCAUAGCCUCAUUGUUGUUGCUCAAAGCGGACGUACAGGGUUGGCACUCUACUGAUGAAAUUUUAGUGUAGUUAUGUCGUUCUCUUCGUUUGACACAUGUACUAUUUCAUAGAGCUGGUUCUUAAUAACAGCUUUCGCGUCCCAUGAUGGUUGCCUUCAACAACGGAUAUCUAAGCCGUUAUGCAAAUGCUGUUUGCAUUGUUCGUCUUAUACUCAAGGAUGUCAGGGUUAGUGUGUUGGGAGUAUGCUUUGCACAUGUAUACUUUUUCGCCCAUAGGCGUACAGAUGUCUGCUACAGCGACAAGGGCUUUGCUUUUACUUCUCGUUUCGUAGAUCUCACUAGAAAUUUUUUUCACAGGAACCUGUGCCGCGCUAAGGUUCCUGUGAUCGAUCACAUGCCAACAGUUUCCUCGCUUUUGUACAAUCUAGUGGAUAAAAGAAUCGCUAUUAUGACAAUCUUGAGUACCCAUUGACGUCUGUCAUCAGCUGGCACAUGAGUGAGCUGUACUACUUGUUUCCAACAUUCGUCCCUAAAGCGGUCCUAGGUUUUGUGUUUUCCAUUUCAUAUCCCUGCAUUGUGCAAGAGGCGAUCCCUGGGACUUAAACAUUCUUAAGUACCUGAGCGAAUUUUGUGCGCUGGAAUCAGACAGUGCUCUCGCAGAAGAUAUUGAGCUUAUUAUGUUCCAAUAGGGAACUGUUCCCGGUGCAAACCUCGAUUUGUUCCCUGAAGACCUCUUGGAAGGUCAAAAUCAUUUGACGGUAAUGGUCACCAUCCGCUGACCUAGAUAAGAAGAUGUAGGGUAGAUCAAGGAUUUCCUUCCUGAAGGUGAGUGUCUAUCAACAUCUUAACUCAGGUUUAAACCUGGGUUAGGAUUCUGAAAGUUCUAAAUGGGUGUUGCUAUUUUUUCAUGGUUGCUCAACUCAACUAUGAAAACAAAUUUUCUACUUAGAAUACCACCUCGUCUAACAGAAUGAGUUU